Molecule: messenger RNA, 2323 nt
Organism: Diospyros lotus (date-plum)
Lineage: Eukaryota; Viridiplantae; Streptophyta; Magnoliopsida; Ericales; Ebenaceae
Product: peptide chain release factor APG3, chloroplastic
Exons: 16
Coding region: 124-1464 (446 amino acids)
Biological process (GO): translational termination; plastid translation; chloroplast organization
Cellular component (GO): chloroplast
Molecular function (GO): translation release factor activity, codon specific
Source: RefSeq, a predicted model, not a curated record
CUUUGGAGCCCAGCAUAGGCGACGUUAUCAGCUCACAUUCACACCAUUCUGUCUUCCCUUCUCGCCCAACCGUUUCUUCAUCCGAACCCUUCCGUUCGUCGCUCUGCGUUCAACCGUCGAACGAUGAUUAGCUUAACGCCGAACUUCACAGCUCGACUCUCUCCCAUCGCGCUGCGACGUGUUCCUGGCGGCCUAUGGAGAACGCCGCUCACGUUUCGACCUCCGGCGACUCACAGGGCAUCGGGCAGAAUCGUUUGCAUGGCGGAGCCCUACCUAAUAACAAAGCUGGAAUCUGCCGAGAAAACGUGGAAAGAACUAUCGGUCAAGCUGGCUGAUCCAGAUGUAGUCUCAAAUCCUAGUGAAUACCAAAAGUUGGCACAAUCUAUGGCGGAGCUUAAUGAGGUUGUGUCAACCUACAGGAGAUUCAAGGAUUGUGAAAAGCAAUUAGAAGAAACAAAAGCUCUAGCGAAAGAAGAAGGUGGCGAUGAUGACAUGGCAGAGAUGAUAGCUUCUGAGAUUGAAACCUUGUCCAGUCAACUCCAAGAGCUGGAGGAGAAGCUCAAGGUAUUGUUGCUUCCUAGUGAUCCCCUAGACACAAGAAAUAUAUUGCUUGAAGUGAGGGCCGGUACUGGUGGUGAUGAGGCUGGACUUUGGGCUGGUGAUCUUGUACGAAUGUAUGAAAAAUAUAGUGAGCGUAACUCAUGGAAGUGCACCCCAGUUUCAAGCUCUGAGGCUGAAAAAGGAGGAUUCAAGACAUAUGUCAUGGAGGUCAAAGGAAAAUGUGUCUAUAGCAAACUAAAAUAUGAGUCUGGUGUUCAUCGGGUCCAGCGUGUACCUCAGACAGAAGCUCAGGGCCGUGUUCAUACAUCUACAGCCACUAUAGCUAUUAUGCCAGAGGAGUGUGUUUGCUUAUAUGAAUAUGGCAUGGUUCAUAAACUUCACCUGGUUAUUGCAAAUGCUGCCUCUUUUCUUCUUAUUCUUCAUAAACUUGAUGUGGCUGAUGAAGUUGAGGUGGUAAUUGAUCCAAAAGAUAUAGAAUUAACAACAGCAAGGUCUGGCGGGGCUGGAGGGCAGAAUGUCAACAAGGUGGAGACAGCUGUUGAUCUUGUCCAUAAACCAACUGGGAUCCGAAUCUUUUGCACUGAAGAAAGAACUCAACUCCAGAACAAGAACCGAGCUCUUCAAUUGUUGCGAGCAAAAUUGUAUGAGAUUAAAGUAAGGGAGCAGCAAGAAAGGAUAAGGAACCAGAGAAAAUUGCAGGUGGGUACAGGUGCUCGAGCUGAGAAGAUUAGAACAUACAAUUACAAGGACAAUAGGGUUACUGACCAUCGACUCAAGAUGAACUUUGAGCUCACUUCAUUUCUUGAUGGUGACAUUGAGACAGCAGUCGAGUCUUGCUCGGCUCUGGAACAGAAGGAACUACUGGAGGAACUUGCAGAAUCGGUGGGGGCACCAGCUAGCUAGCUCAUCUCGCCUGACAUCCAUCCUGAAUGGUUCCAGUUGCAGGGAGUGGGGUGUGAUGCAGAGGCUUCCGUUCAUUCGUAAACCUGGUAGGUUGUUAGAUGACUGUGAUGAUGUCGAGCUAAAAUUAAAAAAUCUGUUCCUUUUAUGAAAGACGACCUGUGUCCAUGACUAGGGAUCCAUCGAUCGUCAAGACCUGAUCCUAUCUAUAUAGGAAUUUUUUGUUUGAAUUCAUUAUGGCCAUUGGAUUUCUUGAAAUCAUCUUUUAAAUUUCUAUCCGUAGCAGAUGCUGCUCUGUAUCUGUUCGUUCUUUAAGAUCUCUCACAAACAAGGAUUACUGUUGUUUCGAUGAGUAAAAUACAUUGUGGCUUAUGAGAGAAUGGUUUUGGAAUUCUCGUAUCAAUGCUUAGAUGCCAUUGAUAACUACAACAAAUCCCUGCCUUAUCUUGAAUGAAUGGAAGAAUUCUUGUAGAAUUAAGCGACAACUUACCCUUUUAAUUACUUAUUGCAUUUUAAAUCAGAAAAAAACAAACAUUUAUAAUUUCAAUAUAUGUUUAUUUAGUAGUGUUUAAUCUCAUUUACUUGUCUGAUAACUUGAGGUGGCAGGUAUGUGCAAUUAUUUUUAUAAUAAUAAUUCAAAACUCUAAUUGAGAGAUAGAUAGAUCAGGAUGGUUGUAUUAAUUAAUUAUGUUUGUGUUAUAUAUAUAUGUUAUUGUUUAUAUCUUUUAGUUACAGUUUGAUAUUUCUUUUAAUAUUUUGUAAAGAAAUAAAUUUCGACCCGGUGAGAAGACUUCUGCAUUAAAUUAAAAUUUAAGCUAAAAAAUAUUAAAUAAAAUUAUUUUUUAAGACCACAAUUGUCAUC